UGUAGCAGCUGCCAUGUUUGGCUGCUUUGUUGUAGGUUUCUUGUAGGUUUCCUGCAGAUUUUUUAAGUGUUGCAAUGGAACCUAGCUGGAGCACAUUCUUAUUUCAGCAGGCAAAUGAAGCCCUCCACCACCAGCACCAGGUGGCCCAGAACAGCCUGCUGCCGCUGCUUAACUCCGGUGCCGAGCCCGUGGAUCAGAAGCCCAUCCUGCCCAUCCCGAUGGACCAGAAGCCCCCAGCCAGCGCUGCAGAGCUGCUGAAGGACAACGUUGCAAGCGGUGGGGGGCGGGGGCCCAUGCCCGUGGUGAAGAAGGAGCACAAGAGCAAGACCCCCUUCAUCUGCGGCUACUGCAACAAGGCCUUCCGGGACAGCUACCACCUGCGGCGCCACGAGUCCUGCCACACCGGGGUCAAGAUGGUGUCCAGGCCCAAGAAGACGGCACAGACUGCGCCCACCAUGGUGCCCCUCAUCUCCACCAUGCCUCGCGAGAAUAACGCCCCCUCCUACAUCUCCACCAUCGCCGGCAUCUUUACCACAGCAACCACCUCGGUCUCCUCAGGCUCCAGCAUCAUGACGGCCGCCUCCAUGAUCAACGUUCCCCAGCAGGGAGGCCCCAAGAAGCCCCCCAAGCCCGUGAAGAAGAACCACGGCUGUGAGAUGUGUGGGAAGGCCUUCAGGGACGUGUACCACCUGAACCGCCACAAGCUGUCCCACUCAGACGAGAAGCCCUUUGAGUGUCCCAUCUGUCAGCAGCGCUUCAAGAGGAAGGACAGGAUGACCUACCACGUGCGCUCGCACGACGGGGGCGUGCACAAGCCCUACGUCUGUUCUGUCUGCGGGAAAGGCUUCUCCAGACCGGAUCACCUUAGCUGCCACGUGAAGCAUGUCCAUUCCUCAGAAAGACCGUUCAAAUGUCAAGUAACGGCCUGUACCUCUGCCUUCGCCACCAAAGACCGACUCCGCUCCCACAUGAUCCGACACGAGGGCAAGGUCACCUGUAACAUCUGUGGGAAGAUGCUGAGCGCCGCCUACAUCACCAGCCACCUGAAGACUCACGGACAGGCCAACUUCAACUCUUGCAACAAAGGGAGCUGGCAGUGGAAUUCCUCAGGGGCACUGAAAGACAGCAACAACGUCUGCAACUCUGCCUCGGCCACACCCGUCACUGCCUCCGCCCCCAUCACCACGGCGAUGAACCGGGGUAUCUCCAGCAACAACCCCAUCACCAUAGCAUCGGCGAUGAACAUUUCCACCAACACGGUAAACAUCAGCUCUCCAGUCAGCCUCCACCACCCAGUCACCAUCACCGGGCCCGUCAACAUCCCCUCGUCGGCUGGCAUGAACAUCGCCCACCCUGUGGCCCUCACCACCUCCAUGCCCAUGAAUAUAAACAUCGCCAUGAGGCCCAUGGAGAGCAUGCCUUUUCUGUCCCAAGUCCUGCCUUCAUCCCCACCCUGGUAGACGGCAGAGAGAACAAUGAAAGGGAAAAUGGAUAAACGAGAGACUCCUGUCCCCCCUCCCUCCCACUCUCCCUCCCUCCCCCUCCAGCCCCCUCUCCACCCCCCCCUCCUCCCCCAGACCUGGAAGCGAGUGUUUACUGAGGCUUCAGGGGGCAGAGCCCCCCUGGUGGUCCUUCAGGGGGCACAGUCUCCCUGGGUGUCCUUCAGGGGGCACAGUCUCCCUGGGUGUCCUUCAGGGGGCCGAGUCUCCCUGGGUGUCCUUCAGGGGGCCGAGCCCCCCUGGUGGUCCUUCAGGGGGCACAGUCUCCCUGGUGGUCCCACACGUUGUCUCCAGCAGAGAACACUAGAAGUUAGGUAGGUUUCGUCUUGUAAUCGGAAGGACUUUGAACCUAGAUGUAGUGAGUCUGAUAAAGAGUGUUAAACUGUGAUGCAAACGUCCAGAGCUGGGGUCUGAACUGGAGGAGGUGUGGCUACACCUCACCUGAAGCACCCGCAGCUCAGCAGCUGGGAGAAGACGACUGAAACGAUGGACUAAGGCAAUAAGUACAGAGCUGAUUUGGAUGUUCCUUUGGUUCUCUGGCAAAGCCGUUGGGUGUUCCUUAUGAUGUUUUUAACUAUAGCCUGCUAAUCAGUAUUUAAUGUUUUUAGGAGAAGAGUUCAACAAAAGGGACAGUUGCUUCCAUUUGCAUGGACGGUUAUGUUCUUUUUAUUUUUUUUCCACGGUUGUAUUGCAUUUGUUUUUUCAAAUAGAAGGUAUGCUCUUGAGGUACAGUGGCUAACUUGUACAGUUGUCAUGGUAAUGUAUUCUCACCAUCAGCAGUUUAUUUGUACCCUUAUUGAAGUGGAUAUCUGGACAGUGUCCUUUUGGACUGUUAAAUAUGUCUAAUUCUUGUUUCUCUCAUUAGGGAUGGCAGUGGGGCGGUCUUUUAUUUGGUCAUCAGUUGAUGUUGUUUUUGUUUUAAACAUUAAGUGAGAGAUGAAUGAGUCUUGCACUGAAAUCCCUCAUAACUGAACAGCAGUAUUACCACAGAACAAAUCAAGUGUUAAUCAGACAAACAGAACAGCGCCAUCUAGUGGCUCAACAGUCCUAAAGUCCAGCAAGGAUCACACACACACACACACACACACUAUUAUGUUGGUGAUGGAUUUUAGUUUUGUUAGCUAUAUUUUAUAUCCUUUUGUUUCUUAUUAUUUUGUCUGUGAGGACCCCCAUAGUUUGGACUUUCCACUCAGGAACUCUCUGUGAGGCCCGGUAAACGUGGUUUUCUUAUUAUUGGAGUUCAUGUCUAACAUGUAACUUGACCCUGGACUUUCCCAUGUUACUUUGUAAAUAUUUAACUCACUAUAUACUUUUUUUUUUCUCUCUCUAAAAAAGUAGAACUCCAGAGACUAGGGAUCCAAGAAAUCUUCAUUUUGUGAAACGUAGCCGUCCAUUUUAAUAAUAAUGUUGUUUGUAACCGUUCACACGUCUCCAGUAUCGAUCAAAUACCAGUUCAGUCUGCCUGUGUCAUACUGAGGGCUGGUGGUGGGUUAACUGAACGAUGUUGUGAGGAAGAAAACACUAAUAAACAUUGAUAGAUGGAUGCAGAUAACGGGACUAGAUAAUGUUUGUGGCAUGCUGUCUUGACGAGGGCCGACCAUGUAAACAGGCUCACUGAAACAUGCCUCCUAGAGUGUCCUGAUCGCUCAAACAAGUUGACGACAACGUCUGUGAGCCAGGUUUAAAACUGUCUGUGAGCCAGGUUUAAAACUGUCUGUGAGCCAGGUUUAAAACUGUCUGUGAGCCAGGUUUAAAACUGUCUGUGAGCCAGGUUUAAAACUGUCUGUGAGCCAGGUUUAAAACUGUCUGUGAGCCAGGUUUAAAACUGUCUGUGAGCCAGGUUUAAAACUGUCUGUGAGCCAGGUUUAAAACCGUCUGUGAGCCAGGUUUAAAACCGUCUGUGAGCCAGGUUUAAAACUGUCUUCAAACACCGCUGAGGAUUGGGAUGAGGUCGGUGGAUACCAGUUCACUCUGAUUAAAAAAAAAAACGGUUAAUUUGACGAACAAACAGGAUGCAUGUUGUUAAUUCCCAUGAUUUAUUUGUUUUCUUAUGCAUUUGACUCACUAUGAUUACCUGUUUGACAAAUUUAAUACAACAAUGUAACGGGGAUGUGAACAUUUUUAACAUUUCUUAAUUUUAAUGAAAAAAAUAAACUGAAUUGAAAAUUCUUGGACCCCUGUUAAGGCAGUUGAAUGUAUAUCUUUGUACAAAACAAGUUUAGUUCUGAGGAUGUGGUAGUUACAGUAGACAUGUGAAAGAUAACCUUUUAUAAAUCUUUUGUAUUAGAACAUUAACGGUAAUUUUGUAUAUAUGAAGACUAGGCUUUCUGACUAGCAGAAAGGUUAAACAUUCCUACAUUUUUUUAAAUGUAUGGUUGUCAAAUUAUUACGUAAACAUGCGCAAUGUUUUAUGUGCCUUUUAUUUGGGUUGUCUAAAUAAAAGAAAAC
Messenger RNA from Hypomesus transpacificus, 3947 nucleotides. RefSeq names its product vascular endothelial zinc finger 1-like. Gene Ontology annotation, molecular function: RNA polymerase II cis-regulatory region sequence-specific DNA binding; DNA-binding transcription factor activity. Bases 75 to 1460 code for a protein of 461 amino acids. Gene Ontology annotation, biological process: regulation of transcription by RNA polymerase II. Gene Ontology annotation, cellular component: nucleus. The transcript has 6 exons. The record is from RefSeq and is a predicted model, not a curated record. NCBI's taxonomy places the organism in Eukaryota, Metazoa, Chordata, Actinopteri, Osmeriformes, Osmeridae.